AUGAGCAAGCUUCUACCCGUCGGAGACUACGGUCGUCGUAUGCUGCCAUGCAUCAUUGAUGAAAAGGCCAGAAAGACUCCCGAUACUGUCAUCUACUCCGUCGCGAAGACGAGGAACCCUGCCGACGGCUUUAUCGACAUCACGGCAAAGUGUUAUGCCAAUGCUGUGAACCGCUGUGCCAGGCAUCUGGAGAAGAACCUCGGCCGCCAGGAGGGCUUCCCUACCCUGUCGUACAUGGGCCCUCAGGAUCUCGUCUACUGCAUCGUCAUCCCUGCCGCCAUCAAGGCUGGAUACAAGCCCCUCUUGUCGUCGCCUCGAAACAGCGUUGAGGCUCAUCUGUCACUGCUGGAGAAGACAAAGUGCGACAAUCUUCUCUUACCUCCCACCUUCGCCAUCCCUGCCAUCAAGGAAAUCGUUGCUGCCAGGAACACGCGAAUCAUUGACAUGCCCGGCCUGCGUCACUGGAUCGACGAUAACGACGACGAGGAGCCUUACCCCUUCGACAAGACGUUUGACGAGGCCAAGGACGACCCGAUAACCAUCUUCCAUACGUCUGGUACCACUGGUCUCCCCAAGCCCAUCACCCACACCCACAAGUCUAUAGCAGCCACCGAUGCCUUCAACUCCCUCCCCGAACUUGGAAUAGACAGGGUCAUACCUACUUCGCUCACGGGAUUGCGAGUCUAUGUCGCCUUUCCCCUUUUCCACCUCGCUGGAUACUUCCUGGCUUUCCUAGGCCCACUGUUGUGCGAUUACACUGUAAUCCUGGGUCCCUACCCGCCGUCUCCCUCAGUCAUGCAUAGCGUGCAUAUCAACGCCAAUGUCACCGCUGGCGUCUACCCUCCAUCGGCGUUGGUGGAACUGUCUAAUGUCCCCGAGUACCUCGGGGACUUUUCUAGCAUGGAGGUUGUUGCCUUCGGAGGUGGACCUCUGCCCCGGGAUGUUGGCGAUCGUAUCCGUACCAGCACCAAGGCCAAGCUGUAUAGCUGUAUCGGCAGCACCGAAGCCGGCCUCCUCGGUAUGCAGACGGUUGACCAGGACGAUUGGUCAUACAUGAGCGUGUGUCCCGUUAUGAAGCACGAGUUCCGCCCCAUCUCCGACAAACUGUAUGAGUUCGUCAUUCUUCGUGACCCAGAGCUUGAAGUCUACCAGGCCAUCUUUUCUGUCUUCCCCCAUCUUCAGGAGUACCCUAUGGGCGACCUCUAUGAGAAGCACCCCACAAAGGAAAACCUCUGGAUCUACCGCGGCCGCAACGACGACAUCAUCGUCUACCAGACUGGCGAAAAGGUCAACCCUGUUGACAUGGAGGGCAUUGUCGCCUCUCAUCCACUCCUGAAGGGCGCUCUGGUCAUCGGACAAGGGCAGUUCCAAUCUAGUCUCUUGGUUGAGCCCGCCGAGUAUCCAGUCACCGAGGCCGAAAAGGAGACCCUGAUUAGCGAAAUCUGGCCACGGGUUGAACAAGCCAACGCGAUUGCCCCCUCGCAUGCCCGUAUUCAUCAGCACAUGAUCAUGGUCACAACGCCCGACAAGCCUCUCCCCAGAGUCGCAAAGGGCACUGUCAGGCGCAGGCCGACGACGGAGUUGUACGAGACCGAGAUCAGAGCUCUGUACGCGUCGACUGCCGCCAUAAAUGGCAAUGAUUCCAAGAAGGUCAAUGGACACACAAACGGCCGCACAAACGGCCGCACAAACGGUCACAGCGGCCCGGCGACGGCACCCGAGAUUGUCCAGGAUGCUAUUGAGACAUGCACCGACUUCAAGUGUGCCGAAAUCAAGCCCGAUGCCGACCUGUUCGAGCUAGGUCUCGACUCACUUCAAAUAUCUGAGAUGACGAAGCUUAUAAACGAGACGUUGAAGGAGCAAGGCAUCUUUGCCGCUCUUGAGCCUGCCACGUUGUACGCCAACCCAACUCUGGCUGCGCUGACGGCAGCCAUCCAGAACAUGCUCAAAGGCGAGGAUGCGGGUAGAAAAGAUGGAAGGGAGAGGGCCCUGGAAUUGUUGGAGGAUUUUACGGCCGACCUUCCUCUAUCUGGAAGGGCCCAGAAAUCCAAGCCCGAAAAUGCCCUCGUCGUGCUCCUUACUGGAUCCACCGGAUCUCUCGGUUCGUACAUACUCGAUACGCUCAUCAAGGACAAGCGCGUCGCUCGAAUCUACUGCCUCAACCGUGGCCCCGGAAGCGCCAAGCGUCAGAAGAAUGCCCUCAUCGAGAGGGAUCUCCAGACUGCCGACUUGUCCAAAGCCGAGUUCCUCGACGCCAACCUUGCGCAGCCCUACUUUGGUCUCUCGCGUGGUGUAUACAGGCGCCUGCUCGGCGAGGUGACCAACAUCAUCCACAACGCCUGGAAGCUUGACUUCAACCACCCAGUCGAUUCUUUCUCGUCCAACAUCAAGUCAGUGCGCAGGUUUGUCGAUUUUUCCGUCAACUCCACAUACGGGGCCCAGAUCUACUUCAUCUCCAGCAUCAGUACCGCCAUGGGCAGGACGGGACUUGUCCCCGAGGAGCCUUCCGAUGAUGUCAAGUCGCCUCACGCUGCCGGGUACGGCCAGUCCAAAUUUGUGAGUGAGCGCAUUCUCGACAUCGCGGCCAAGGAGGCGGGCGUGCCGGCCUACUUCUGCCGCGUGGGACAGAUUGCUGGACCCACGACCAAGGCAGGCAUCUGGCCCGAGAAAGAGUGGGUUCCCAGCAUGGUCCGCAGCUCCAAGUUCCUUGGGAAGAUCCCCGAGACGCUCGGGGGCGUCGACCUUGUGGACUGGGUACCUGUUGACCUGCUAGGACGGGCUAUUGUCGAGCUGGCCACGGGCCCCGACAGCAGCAAGGAGGGGGCCGUUGCCCACCAUGCCGUGAACUCUAAGACGACCACUUGGCGCGAGCUCGCCCCUAUUGUGCAAAAGGCCAUCAGCACGAAGGACAAGCCCGUUCAACUCGUCCCGUAUGCCGAGUGGGUCAAGACGGUCCGUGACAGCGUUAGCACGACCGACAUGACCUUGAACCCGGCUGCCAAGCUGGCCGACUUUUUCCAGUCUCUCUCUUACGAGGUAGAGGACCCCAUGACCCUGGACAUGACCAAGACUUGCGCCGCCUCCAAAACGCUCUCUAACCUCGAGGCUGUCAAGGAUGAGUGGAUGAUCAACUGGGUCAGACAGUGGGGUCUCGAUGAAGAUGCCUAG
Molecule: messenger RNA, 3168 nt
Organism: Geosmithia morbida
Lineage: Eukaryota; Fungi; Ascomycota; Sordariomycetes; Hypocreales; Bionectriaceae
Product: Acyl-CoA synthetase (AMP-forming)/AMP-acid ligase II
Exons: 1
Coding region: 1-3168 (1055 amino acids)
Source: RefSeq, a predicted model, not a curated record